Molecule: messenger RNA, 1187 nt
Organism: Mus caroli (Ryukyu mouse)
Lineage: Eukaryota; Metazoa; Chordata; Mammalia; Rodentia; Muridae
Product: protein ARMCX6-like
Cellular component (GO): mitochondrion
Source: RefSeq, a predicted model, not a curated record
AUGUUCACAGAGAACACAAAUGCUGGCUUUUCCCUUAGCCCCAAUGUCAGUAAGCAUUUGGCCAGCCUCUCAGUGGUUGGAAACAGGAGUCCCACCACCCAUCCCACUGUGAGGGAGAAGGCUCUGUUUGUCCCUGAAAACCCAAACAGCAGCCUUGAAAAUCAGGGCCAGAUUAAGAUGUCCAUUGAUGAAGUGUGUCGAGAGACACUGUUGUGUUGCUGCAAGUCUUUUCUGCAGCAGGCAGGAUUAAGUCUGCUAAUAAGCAUGACAGUCGUUAAUAACAUGCUUGCCAAGUCUGUUUCAGACCUGAAGUUUCCUUUGCUAUCCGAGGGGAGUGGAUGUGCAGAGGUGCGGGGCUUGGAAGAGCUGAUGAGUUUGUCUGAAAAGCCAGUGCUGGUGGGGGAAGCACUGGCUGCCCAAAUGCUCUCCUCAUUCCUGUGCCUCUUUACCAGAAGUGGGAGCAGAGAGAUGCUUGUGGAAGCCAUCUCCCCUUAAGUGUCUGUCUCAGAAAGAAUGAGACUGAAGCCACCCGGAGCCUGAGCACUUUCCUGAGGGCAAAGAGGCUGCAGUGGGUGCCACUAAGGAUGCAGUCUUAGCCAGUCAGCUCCUCCCUGGGUGAGAGUUCCUUCCAAUGUCUAAAUGGAGGUCUACACUCUGACUGACCAGGCAGGGCUCUGCCAGAGCAGUGGGCAACUUCUGGGUUUUGUAGUGUGCAGGUAAAGUGCAUUGUAAAUUGCUGCCUUGCAGCCUUCUUCAUGUGGUAAAGGGUAAGGGGAUGCCUGUGGCCACUAGCUGGGGAUGACUAACAGCAAAUCACAGCAUAGAGGUGAAGGGUAAGGGGAUGCCCGCAGCCACUAGCUGAGGAUAACUAACAGCAAGUCACAGCAUCAGAGUGAAUGUUGUUGUUGCCUGUGGUGAUCUCCCUGUCUAAGCGCGGAACCACUUAUCAGAAAUGACACCCAUAUGAGAGCUUGCGCCAAACACCCUUCUCCUGCUGCUGCUGCUGCUGCUGCUGCUGCUUAGGUAGAAGUAGUUCCCCUUUCCUCUGUCCUACACUAGCUGAUGGAUGGCUAGCAUGUUAAUCAAGAGAUACACUCCCUUCCUUCCACUGUAGUGACUGACCCCCUUAUUCCCCAGCCCCCUACCCUCAUCCCCAUUGUGUAUCCUCAAUAAACUGUGUGCUUUGA